Messenger RNA from Anguilla rostrata (American eel), 4791 nucleotides. Its product is annotated as ras-related protein Rab-8A-like. Lineage: Eukaryota; Metazoa; Chordata; Actinopteri; Anguilliformes; Anguillidae. The coding region runs from base 48 to 668 and encodes 206 amino acids. Gene Ontology annotation, biological process: protein localization to plasma membrane; cilium assembly; endocytic recycling. The record is from RefSeq and is a predicted model, not a curated record. Gene Ontology annotation, cellular component: endosome; dendritic spine; trans-Golgi network transport vesicle. The transcript has 8 exons. Gene Ontology annotation, molecular function: GTP binding; GTPase activity.
GCAGCGCGCUGCCGGUAUCAGGCGGGAUUUCCGCAAAAUCCAGUAAUAUGGCGAAGACCUACGACUACCUGUUUAAAUUGCUAUUAAUCGGGGACUCUGGAGUCGGGAAGACGUGUGUGUUGUUCAGGUUUUCAGAAGAUGCCUUUAAUUCAACAUUUAUCUCCACGAUAGGCAUUGACUUUAAGAUUAGAACCAUAGAACUCGAUGGAAAGAAGAUUAAGCUCCAGAUAUGGGACACGGCGGGCCAGGAGCGGUUCAGAACGAUCACAACAGCCUAUUACAGGGGAGCCAUGGGCAUCAUGCUGGUUUAUGACAUCACCAAUGAGAAGUCAUUCGACAACAUAAAGAACUGGAUACGGAACAUAGAGGAGCAUGCUUCUGCUGAUGUGGAGAAGAUGAUUCUGGGGAACAAGUGUGACGUCAACGACAAGCGGCAGGUUUCCAAAGACCAGGGGGAGAAGCUGGCGUUGGAGUACGGAAUCAAGUUCAUGGAGACGAGUGCCAAGGCCAACAUCAACGUUGAAAAUGCCUUUCUCAUGCUCGCCAGGGACAUCAAAGCAAAAAUGGACAAGAAGCUGGAGGGCAGCAGCCCCCAGGGGAGCAGCCAGGGGGUGAAGAUCAUGGAGCAGCCCAAAAAGAGCAGCUUCUUCCGCUGUGUCCUCCUAUGAGGACCGAAGCCUUACUGUCGGCCCCGCCCUGUGGAGCCGCCCCUAGGCUGGACACAACUGGACUGUGCUUGCUCAGAGCGUUCUCCCUCUCUCUCUCUCUCUCUCUCUCUCUCUCUCUCUCUCUUCCUCUCUCCCCCUCUGUCUCUCUCCCUCUCUCUCUCCCUCUCUCCCCCUCUCUCUCUUCCUCUCUAUGCUCGGUCAGGACUGUCCCGCUGUACUCCCAGAAUGCUUUCCUGUGAAUUCCUGCAGUUGCCCCUGGGUUGCUCUGCUCCACGCACAUUUUUAUUUCCACUUUUUUUUUAUACACCUGAGCUUUUCCCAAAAUGCACUGCAAUAAAAUGUUUACUCAGAGAACGUGCAAGCUUUGACUCUGAGAAACAUCAGGGAAAGUCAGAAUGGAGGACGAUGUUUGAGUGAAUUCAGCAGGGGAUGAGGUGACAGCCAGCCUUCGGUCGGGUAGGUUGCCCCCCCCCCCAGGUCAGGUGCAAACUCAUCUGAGUGAACAGUGCCUCACACUGUUGAGUGUCAGUUAGAAAGUCAGUACAUUUGUCACGCAUCAGAGUUUUGUGUCCUUGUAAACUUGCCCUGGCCUCCUGUUUGUUGUGGCCCCUGUGUGUCAUUGGCCCCUGACACACACCUGUCUGACUCCUGUACCUUUUCAUUUAAAAAAUAUUUUUAAAUCUUUUUUUAAGUUUGUCCCUGAUGUCUGUUAAUAGGAUUUUCAGGUUUGGGAACACUGAUUACUUGAACGCUCCCUUUAAACUUAAUUUUCAAACUUUAUUCAAAUCUGUUUUUUAUAAUUAUUAUUUUUAAAUUACAUUCCUUGACAAUCAGCCUCAGUUUAUCCCUGCAGCAGUGCUUGAUGGUACCCUGCAGCAGUGCUUGAUGGUACCCUGCAGCAGUGCUUGAUGGUACCCUGCAGCAAUGCUUGAUGGUACCCCUGCAGCAGUGCUUGAUGGUACCCCUGCAGCAGUGCUUGAUGGUACCCUGCAGCGGUGCUUGAUGGUACCCUGCAGCGGUGCUUGAUGGUACCCUGCAGCGGUGCUUGAUGGAACCCUGCAGCAGUGCUUGAUGGUACCCCUGCAGCGGUGCUUGAUGGUACCCUGCAGCAGUGCUUGAUGGUACCCUGCAGCAGUGCUUGAUGGUAACCCUGCAGCAGUGCUUAGCAUCACCUGCAUCUUGCCAGCAGAGCCACUCCUCAGCUGCAGCUUUGCUGGUGUCCAGCUGUUACAUGAUCUUCCAGCAUUGUGUGGCUUCAUGUUAUUUUUUGUACACACCGGUAUUUGUAUUCCUGAACCUGAGUGUCAAACGCACAAAGUGAGGCUGUACAUUCCAGCCUCCGGAACUACGUUUGAUUCCGGAGCGUCCUGUGAUUCCGGAGCGUUGUGUGUUUCUGGAGCGUUCUGUGAUUCUGGAGCAUCCUCUGAUUUUUGGAGUGUUGUGUGAUUCUGGAGCGUUGUAUGAUUCCGAAGCAUCCUCUGAUUCCGGAGUGUCGUGUGAUUCCGGAGUGUUGUAUGAUUCUGGAGCGCUGUGUGAUUCCGGAGCGUUCUGUGAUUCCGGAGCGCUGUGUGAUUCCGGAAUGUCCUGUGAUUCCGGAGCGCUGUGUGAUUCUGGAAUGUCCUGUGAUUCCGGAGCGCUGUGUGAUUCCGGAAUGUCCUGUGAUUCCGGAGCGCUGUGUGAUUCCGGAGCGUUCUGACUGAGCCUCGGGUCGGUGCAGCUGUUGUUCUGUGAGGCUGUGGUGAGACCUGCGUACAAGCAGAGCUCUGGCAUGUUGCACGUUUUAUUUAGCAGUGUUCAGUGGGCACGUCCCUCUGUGUGUCCAUACAGCUGUGCAUACAAUAUAAAACCUGUGUGAUCUGGUCAUACCCAUAGAGACCCAGUCUGUGCUGUGUGAUCUGCUCAUGCCCAUAGAGACCCAGUCUGUGCUGUGUGAUCUGCUCAUGCCCUUAGAGACCCAGUCUGUGCUGUGUGAUCUGCUCAUGCCCAGUCUGUGCUGUGUGAUCUGCUCAUGCCCAUAGAGACCCAGUCUGUGCUGUGUGAUCUGCUCAUGCCCUUAGAGACCCAGUCUGUGCUGUGUGAUCUGGUCAUGCCCAUAGAGACCCAGUCUGUGCUGUGUGAUCUGGUCAUGCCCAUAGAGACCCAGUCUGUGCUGUGUGAUCUGCUCAUGCCCUUAGAGACCCAGUCUGUGCUGUGUGAUCUGCUCAUGCCCAGUCUGUGCUGUGUGAUCUGCUCAUACCUAUAGAGAUCUGGUCAUGUUUGCCUGCUUCUUUAUGGUUUGUACAUGGUCACAGUGAAGAUCUGUCUGACCUCUAGCGCUUAGGAACUAUGCAUCACAAUACAGUCAGAGACCUCUACUUAGUGUGUAUAUGUGCACAUGCAGAAGUCAUAUUUUUAGAUUUAGAAUGUUUGCUCUGUAAUUGUAGGAGUGUGUGGUGUGUAAUUGUAGGGGUGUGUGUGUAAUUGCAAGCACAUGUGGUCUGUAAUUGUAGGGGUGUGUGUGGUCUGUAAUUGCAGGCACAUGUGGUCUGUAAUUGUAGGGGUGUGUGUGGUCUGUAAUUGCAGGGGCGUGUGGUCUGUAGUAAUAUGGGUGUGUGGUCUGUAAUUGCAGGAGUGUGUGGUCUAUAGUAAUAUGGGUGUGUGGUCUGUAAUUGCAGGGAUGUGUGGUCUGUAAUCAUAAGGGUGUGUGGUCUGUAAUUGCAGAGGUGUGUGGUCUGUAAUCAUAAGGGUGUGUGGUCUGUAAUUGCAGAGGUGUGUAGUCUGUAAUCAUAAGGGUGUGUGGUCUGUAAUUGCAGGGGUGUGUGGUCUGUAAUCAUAAGGGUGUGUGGUCUGUAAUUGCAGGGGUGUGUAGUCUGUAAUCAUAAGGGUGUGUGGUCUGUAAUUGCAGGGGUGUGUGGUCUGUAAUCAUAAGGGUGUGUGGUCUGUAAUUGCAGGGGUGUGUGGUCUGUAAUCAUAAGGGUGUGUGGUCUGUAAUUGCAGGUAAGAUGUUUAUUCUGUGCCUGUUAUCCAUGCUCUGACGACAGGUUCCCAUGGCUCCUUUUUUGCUAAGUCUUUGAGUGAAUUGGUGUAGCAGCCAUUGCAGAGUAUUAUGUGCAUGGAGGGCGUACAUACCAGUGUUCAGAGGCACAGAAGUGUUGUUAAAGUAUGAACAUUUUUCAUUUUCAUUUUCAUUUGAUUGAUGUGUGCCUGGUUUGCAGUACAGAUGGGUAAUCAGUUUGAGACAUACCUUCCCCAGUUUCUUUGCAAAGCCGAACAGUAACAGCAGCAUUCAUUCCGAUUCAUAACUGUUACUUUCAGUUUCACAACUUACUUUCACAAAAAUGUGUAUAUCCCUACAAAAAAAACUUUAAAAAAUUUACCAGCAUGUUAUGGUUUACUGCCAAGAAGGGGGUUUUAAGCAAACUUUAUAAGUUGUUGAACUACGAGACAUUGUCAGAAGAUUAGAUGAGACCUUUCACUGUAUAAAAGCUGAAGUCUGGGAUGGUGGCGUGUGGUUUCCGUGAUGCCGGGGGUGCAGAAGUGUUUCGGCGGGCGCACGGCCGAGGGGGAGGGGCUUCUGGCGGGGAGAGAAUCGAGCAGACGCCCAUGGUUGUGUGUAGAAGGUCCACCUUCGCUGCAGGUGAGAAACCAGGUGAACCUUCUGGAAGGAGUGCUACUGCGGCGGGGCUGAGCGUUUCCAUAGCAACAGCUCACCUCUGCACAGGGGCUGAUGCGUUUCCAUAGCGACAGCUCACCUCUGCACAGGUGCUGAUGCGUUUCCAUAGCGACAGCUCACCUCUGCACAGGUGCUGAUGCGUUUCCAUAGCGACAGUGCUCCUCUGCACAGGGGCUAAUGUGUCCUCUUAUUUUUGUGAACCACCUUUCCUUUUUAUUUUGGGGGAGGAGGGAGUAAAAUUGCAUAUCUUUUUGUUGCAUGCCUCAUCUGUGAAUUCAUUGUGAUUUAAUUAAUGCUGAGGAUGUUUUAUUUUAUUAUUAUUCGCAGUUGUAAAUAACAUUAGCCGAAGGGAAACAAAAGAGAUUUACUUUGUACUGGACUUUCUAAGAAAAUGUACUGGAAAUAAAUGGAUCUACAGCAUUGUAGAUGAUGUGAUAUUUGGAGGAUUUAUUAAAAUAAGAUUCCUAAAAA